AUGGCAGCAGUCAGCGCGGCGAUGUUCCGACCCGGGGGCGGCGUCGACCCCUCCUGCUACGCCACGCAACGGAUAUAUGAUUCACCAGAGAGUACACGGCCGAAGAAAUGGUCAUCGAAGUUAAAACUAAAUACUGCCGGAAGCUCGAAAACAUCAGAAAAAUCUCCAGAAAGCCCGUACAUGUACGGAACUAUAAGUGGGCCAGGAGGAUCAGCGUUGUCCAAAUCAAUGAAAUAUGCUGAGACCUGGUUAUACGGGUCCGUACGAACCCAGACCCCACCUAUACGAUCCAGCGUUUUUUCCGCUUAUCCUGAGGUUUCUGGUCCUGUUCUAAUAAGUACACCUCAAAAACCCACACCUCAUAACUAUGCUGUCAUACUAUGUUCCUGUCCAGAGUACCUGAACGGUACAAAAAAAACCAGCUCAACCAAAGUCAGUAUUUGUAAGAAAUGCAAGGGAUCUCGUUUGCCAUUAACUAUAGCGGAAAGCCCACAAUUAUUAGUUGGGGGUACAGUUAGAGGUCCUCACUUAAGUCGAGAUAGUGGGUUACUAAGAUCCGGAACGGUUAGAGUCCCAGGUUCAAAGGCGCGUCCAACUAUACUUAAACCCAAUGGUGAUACCGAUCCAUAUGAUUUAAUGAGAAGGAGUAGGUUAGCACCUCCACAGGAAGCUCGUAUAGGAAGUCAAUUUUCAACAACUAGAUUACGAGCGAAAAGUAUUAGUCCAUGUAGAUUGAAAACCAAAAAACCAAGCCCAGAAACACUUCAGAAAAAUAGAAGCAAGUCUGUUAGUCGGGUAAACGAAAUAUGGGUUGAAGAGGAUGCUAAUAACUCCAGUGAAUCAAAAAAGUCAAUAUUGUCGUGUGAUAUUAAUCCUUAUGACUUGAUUAAAUCUAACGGAAACACAAAAUCUUCAGUUGAAAUUGAUUUUGAUGAUGAUUUUGGAAAUGUGUUUACGGAAUCUAUGAAAAUUAAUAACUUGAAGUCUUCCAGUAAAACCAAGAUAGAUUCAAGUGUAAAGGCGAUCAGUGGGCAAAGAAUAAGAGUAUCUGAUGAGUCUAAGUCUAUGGAAGACGCACCGAUCUACGACCCUGUUGACUAUGAUCUCAAACCGUUUGAUCUAAAACCUCAAGAAAUAUCUUCGACGUUAUCUUUGCCAAAUAUUAAGAACGAAAAUAAAAAAUCCACCACUGUCGCUAAAAAUACGAGUAAAAAAGUUUUAAGUAUAACUACGUCAAAUCGGGUUAAACAAAAAAAUGUUUCACCAAAAAGACCACCAAGAAGGAUAAGAAAUAUCAAAUUAGAUGAUGAUAGCGAAAGUGAUAAUCAGCGCUUGUCAGAGAGAAGUUCAAAUAGGAAAUCCGUUAACGAUAAUGCUCGUAACUCGAAGCACAAAAAAACUGAUACUAUAAAAUCUAUUCUAAAAAAGCCCAGAAACUAUGACUUAAACGACUCUAAUUUAAAAGUUGACACUCCAGAUGAGUUUUUUGAACACAAACGAGUAAAUUCAUCUCUAUUCUAUCUUCCUAAGCCUAAAGAAAAGAGUGGGGUCAUGCACAACAAUUUAUUACAAAGAAAACGUGUGCAAUUUUUGGUAGAAAAUGAAGAAACUAAAGUAAUUUAUACUGCAGAGUUUGAUCUCGACCAGAAUACGAUAAAAGAAAACCCAGAUGAAAUUGUAAUUGAAACUGAAGAAGAUGUAAUAGCUGAAGGAGAUAUUGUGAGCCGAAGUUUGGAUGAAUCUAGUGAAAAUUUAGAAGAACUUUUAAGUCAGUCAAAAGAGAAUCACAAUGAAUCAUGUGAUAAAGAACAAACAAAUGCGAUUGAAGUUGUAACUGAAGAAAUCAAAUUGACAACAUUGGAAACUAUUCAACAAAAAACUACUGUUGAAGUAGUAAAUAGUAUUAACAAAGAAGACAACAACAUCCCUAAAAUUACAGUUCUUCGUCGAUCAGAAUCAGAACGUAUCCCAACAACGUUGCUAGUAGAGUCUCCAAAGUUCCUGGACACCAUGGCUUUGCGACCAAAAAGUAAGCACUGCCACACCAGUCAAGUCUUCUUAACUUCAGUGACUGAAAACGAGACUUAUAAACAGAAUCAGUUUGUGUCUGAUCAGACGCAAAAAGCAACAAACGAAGAUCAGUCAAAGCACAAGGGUAAUGAAAAUGUCGAAACAGCGAAUCUCAGCGAUAGUAGUGAUAUUACAAGAAGAAUUUUAAGUAAUCUACGUCGUGGAAUAUCCGAGUCACCUGAACCACCUCCUAGAAUGAGAUCAAAGGAGCGAAUGAAGUCAAAAAAACAUAAUUAUGUAAAAACACGGUUUAUUCGCAAUAAUUCCACCAGCUCCACUAGUGAUGAAUGGUCAGAUGCAAACGACUAUGAACAAAAAACUAUACUGAGGGUUAAGCAAUUUGAUUCUGAUACCGAUGAGCCAAAAAUGCAAUCUGGUGUUUUGAGGUCGUCAGAAAACGAGCCUAGAAAAACUUCCAUUCAAAUCAAUGGUAAUGAAUGUUAUUCAACAAUGAAUGCAAGCACAAGCACACCUAUUUACUUAUCUUCAGUUGUUGUAAAUGAUGACUCUGCAAAUAUGUGCAAUACUUACCAGACUGGUACUACCGUCACAAUAAGUGUCGGGACUCCGCAAAAAGAAGUGAAAAAGUCAAAGAGUCAAAUUUAUAUUGGUGCUGUACUUUCACAACAUAGCGAAGGCAAUUUUGAAGCGAAUACUUACGAGGAGUACUACACUGGUACAGCAAAAGAUUCAAGAGAGAUAAAGUUACCUAACGAUUUAUGUUCCAUAUUAAACGAUCCUGUAGAAGCUGUGAAAAGAAAUUUGAUUCCCCAUGUUUGUGGUAAACAGAAUGAUACUACGAGUGACUAUGAUGAUCAGCAACCCGAAAAUUAUCAACAGGGUAACGGUAACUUCGUGACAAAACUAUUUGAUGAUCCAUUCUUUGCUCAUUUGGCGGAAGGUUUAGAUUCAGAUUUGGUUAAAAAGCUUAUAGAAAAUUCUUUAAUUAAACUCCAAGAAACCAAAAAUUCAGAAGAAACUGAGGGCAUCACAAUUGAGAAACUUAUAGAAAGUUCUUUAAAAAAUUUAAAAGAAGAGAGUGAUAAAGAAGGUGAUAACAAAGAAAAAAUAAAACCAAAGAAUGGGAACAGUGCCAAAACAGAUGACUUAAAAAAGCAGACAGAAAUAGAUUUACCUAUAUGCUUAGAUAAUGAAGAUAAUAGCUGCUCUGCUCCCUAUGAAAGUAUGGAGUAUGAGAGUGGUGCUAUGGGAGUUUUUUCUGAUCUUGAACCAAUGUCGGAUUGCUAUAAUGCUUCGGCAAGUGAAUUAUCUACUGAAGAUGAUACGAAUUCAACGAGAUCAAAAUUUUACCAAAUGCUAGUUGAUGCAGCGUUAUGUGAAAUCGAGAUUGCGAACAAUACUGAUGAUGAUCAUCAUUACGAAUCAAUUCGGUUAAAUAGUGAUCCUAUUUAUGAAGAAAUAGGUGAUAUGCCACCACCAUUACCUGUCAACCCACCACCAAAUUCUCUUUUAAUUUUAGACGACGAAAAACGCAGUGGAUCAAGAUCAAUAUUUGAGGGUGCGUCUAAGUACGAUAUUUUAUCGUAUUUGGUCGACGCCAAAGAAAGAGGUAUUGAUGAUGAAGAAACUUACAUUACUAACUACGAUACUCACAAUGAGUCCUCAACAAUGACAGAGGAUAUAAAAAGUAAAACACCUAAUCACAACGAAAGAAUACACACCCAUCUUGGCAGUAAUACGAGCCAGAUAUCAAACGCUUCUGACUCUAGCGAGGAUAACUCACUAACAAUAAAUCAUGACACAUUAGAAAAAGCUGGAGUAUGUAAAAAGACUUCCACAGAAAUUGAGAGAAACGAUUCUGGAGUUGGUUCAGAGACUAGUAAGUCAUCUAGAAGUAGACUUCAAGGUAAAACAUUUCCUUGUAGUAUAGUGACUGAUAAGGACAAUCCUAUACACCUUUGUGAAGACUGUGACUCUGCUGUCGAAACACAAAUAACCGAACAAGGUUCAAUAUAUGUUCCGUUAGUAUGCAGAAAGUGUGCUAAAAAAAGAGCAGAGCGGAAAGAAGUUAUUACGGAAAUAGUAGAGACAGAAGAAAAAUAUGGUCGAGAUCUUCAAAUCAUACUAGAAGAAUUUUACAAACCAAUGCUGGUAGCUGGUCUACUGACUCAAGAACAGCUUAGUGCAAUUUUCUUAAACGUUGAGGAACUUAUUGAAAACAAUCAAGUUAUGUCAGAAAAGUUAAGGGAUGGCCUUGAAAUCGCUGUGGAGCAAGGAGAUGAGGAUUUGUUGACUGUAAACGUUGGAAAGAUUUUGCUAGAGUGUUCAGGCAUGCUCACGGCAUUCCAGUCAUACUGCGUAAAGCAAGCUGGUGCCGCCCUCCUAUUGGCUGGUCUCGAGAAGGAGAAGGAACUCCUGAGGAUAUUCUUACGCGUCUCGCAGAUGGAAAACGCCGUCUUGAGGAGAAUGAAUUUAAACUCAUUUCUCAUGGUGCCAGUACAACGCGUGACAAAAUAUCCACUCCUUCUUUCCCGGCUGUAUCGAGCAACUGCCGCAUGUGCGGCUGAACGUGAAGAUGUUAAAGCUGCUCAACGCUGUGUGGAAUCAAGACUUGAAGAAAUAAAUGCAGCUGCGGCAGCUGCCGCAGCGGCUGCAAGAGAUGUGCCACUGUGGCGAAGAUUAGCUGCAGCGAGAAGAACAGCUCAUGAUCUUCACGUCGCAGAUAUAAAAUUAAGGAAAAUGGCUGUUGAUAUUCUUGAUUGGAAUCACGAUGAUGCCAGGUUCGCAAUGGAGGGUAAGCUGCUGUUCACUCAGCCCAAUGACAACAAUUGGCGAAAAGGACGCACCAUCAAGUUGACGCCAAUCAACGCUCUUUUGGUAACUAAUGGAAAGCCAACGAUCACACAUAAAACGAACGAGAUUCGAGAAACCAGAGAAGCCAGGGACAGAGAGGCACGGGAAAAAGAAGGAGAGGCACUGUUUGCACGAAGCGGAGUGAGAGAGGCAGCUCUUCUUCUUGUGCGGGAAAAGGCAGGAAGAUACACCUUGCAAAGGGAGCCGCUGUUCCUAGACCGCUGCGUGGUAGCCGCAGACCAUGAACCUGAGCAUUUCUUUGAAGUUCAUGAAAUUACUACUAAAGAUUCAUAUAUUUUUAAGGCGGAGGAGAAUACACGAACGCGUACCUGGUACCGUCAAUUGCAGUACCAUGCGCAAGGUGCUGGCGCUUGGCGAAAGCGACGAAACGCACUCGCAAACAUCAUGAUAAACCCUAUGUUGACCAGGAAUUGA
Molecule: messenger RNA, 5319 nt
Organism: Arctia plantaginis
Lineage: Eukaryota; Metazoa; Arthropoda; Insecta; Lepidoptera; Erebidae
Source: the annotation of a GenBank genome assembly